Messenger RNA from Cokeromyces recurvatus, 2099 nucleotides. RefSeq lists its product as uncharacterized. Lineage: Eukaryota; Fungi; Mucoromycota; Mucoromycetes; Mucorales; Mucoraceae. The transcript has a single exon. The record is from RefSeq and is a predicted model, not a curated record. The coding region runs from base 71 to 1771 and encodes 566 amino acids.
UUUUUUUUUUUUUUUUUUUUUUUUUUUUUUUUUUUCCUUUAAUUGUAGAAUUAAGCCUAAAAAAAACAAAAUGUAUUACAGCCCUAGCAAUAAUAAUAAUAAUAAUACUCAACAUACAGAUAAUAAUAAUACAAAUUCACAGUUUUUCAGUCAAACAUCAUUUAACCCAUCUUCAAUUGAACAAUUACCAACAGAAGUCUUCAAUAACCACUAUUACGAUCCUACUACAUUAUUAAAUGAACCUUUAUUUAAUACCUCUCAAUGGGAUUUUAACAACAAUUCAUCCCAAAAGCAAUUAGACUCACAAGAUGCUAUUCUAUUAACUGAUCCUAAUUUCUUACGUCAACAACAAUUGUUGCAGGAUCAACAAAAAGAAAUGCGCUCUCGUUUGUUACAACAUGAUCAGCCCGAACAAGUUUCGAAUCUGACUGCUCUACUUGAACCCAAUGACCAAGAUAAAGCUAGUCUAUCAUAUCCAUCACAACAAAAGCGUAGUCAAAACCGACGCCAUCAAAUCGUUGGAAAAUCAGAAGAAGCUGACAAUAAAGUGGAUCACCAACGACGAUUUAAUGAACUUCAAGCACGGUUCCGAAUUAAUUAUGCACGUAAAUCGUUAACUCAACAACAAAAGACAAAUACUGCAAAAACAAGUAAAAAUACAACAGAUAUAAAUGAAAAUAAACCAGUUGCUACAAAACCAGAGCCGCCUCCAAAUACUUCUCCUAUCGCAAGCCCAUCUACACCACCUGUCAUCAUUAUGAAUACAAAUAAUCUAGAAGAGUUUCCAAAAGAACACUUGUCUUCUUCAUUUCCUUCACGUACUAUGCCUAUUCAAAUCAAACGUGUAUCUCGUUCUAAUAUUAUGCAACAAAUGGAUCCAGAGUCUUAUCAAAAGCAACUCGAUAGUCAACUGGAUAAGAUUGAUUUUAAUGAUAUCACAGUCUCAGAAUUAAAAGAAUUACUAAGACAAAGAGGUAAACCAGCAACAGGUAAAAAAGCAGUCUUACUACAACGAUUACAAGAGGAACGUGAACUGGCUAAAGGAGGUAGAAGUCCUAGUCGAGUUAUAUCAAACCGUCAUUCACAACCUUUACCAUUUUCACGAUCUCAAAAUGAAUUACCACAGCAGCAAAGACCACGUUCAUUCCAAGCAAGUUCACCAGUUAUUAUCCCUAAUAAUAGCUCUGAACCAGUUGCUGCAUCCUCUGUACCCACUUUUCUAUCACCUGGUUCUCCUAGUGGUCAGCUUCAUAGAUCGAUUGCCAAUAUGCAUAUCGGGUCACCACCUACUGCAACUAGACGGUAUUCACCUUAUUCUCCUAGAUUGAGUAGUAGUAGUAGUAGUAGUUCACCUAAAAUUAAUUAUGAAUAUUCUUCAUCAGUCCCUUUAUCAUCAUCACCCAUUCACCACCAACCUGUUAUAAACAAGACCAAUAACAAUAAUAAUAAUAAUAUUAGUAAUAGUAAUAGUAGUAGUAAUAAUAAUAGUCAUAGUAAUAAUAAUAUGAUGUUGUCAUCGUCUUACUCAGUAACAAGGCCACCAAAUCGGUACUAUAAUAAUCAAAAAUCAUACAAGCCAUUUACGUCUUCUGCUUUAGCUACACCUGAUCGAGAAGAAGAUAUCAAUCCAUUUGAUAGCUAUUAUAGAAACGAUCCGCCUAUCAAAGAAGAAGAAUCUACUGAUACCAAUUUGAAUUUAAAUACAAUAAAUAUGGAUUAUUGGUCAGAUCCAGCUAUACUUGAUUUAAUAUUACAACAAGGCAUGUACUAAGUUGAAGACUUAAAACAUAGAUCUAACAGUAUUUGUAAUAGGUACUCAUAAUAUGAAUACUGCAGAGAUGAUUGGUCAACCUCUCUACAGUGAUGAUAUUGUCUUGACAAAUGAACAAAUUUUGGCUUUAUUAAAUAGCCAACAAUCUUAUAAUUUUAAACUAGACGAUAGCUACCUAAAUACACACCAACAUAACAGUACUAGUUAAUAUCCCCACCCCACCCCUUUAUAAUAAUAAUAGAUAAAAUAGCCAAUAAGAUUUCCUUUUUUUUUUUAAUGAUGAUGUUUUUAAUCCGAAAAAAAAAAAUCCUUUUAACUUAUCAUUAUC